CCCCGGGCUGUGGAGGUUGGGGCCGGGACCGGGGCCGGGACCCGGGAGAGGCGGAGAGAGCCGGGCCGGGACCCAGACCCGGAUCGCAUCCAGCCCCAGAUCCAGAGAGAUCCAGACCCAAGCCGAGCGAGGGAGGACGAGGAGGAGGAGCCGGAGCCGGAGCCGGAGCGGGAGGAGCCCUCUCCUCCCCGCCCCUCGCCAGACUCCCCCCCCCCCUUCAGCCUCCCUCCCCCACCGCAAGGUCCUCCUCUCUGCUCCGGCUGCUCCCCAGAAGCCCCUCCUCCGCAUCCCCGGCCGGGCUCCUUUCCCAGCUCGCGCCUCCCCCUCCCCGCAGUCCCCUCCCCCCAUCGGGAGAUUCCCCCUCCCCGCCUCCCGGGCCGGGGGCAUUGUUCCCGGGGAAGGUCCGGAGAGAGGCUGGCGGGCGGGGCCAUGGGGGCCCGGCCCCCUCCGCCGCCCGGGCAGGGUCUGGGGGUCCCCCCCGGGGCCCUGUGAGCCGAGCCCGCCCAGCGCCCGGCCGCGCGGCCGCCCGGCUCCCUGCCCCGGCUCCCCUCCCCUCCCCCAGGUGAUCCGCCUCGGCCGGGGGGGAGGCUCGGGGGCUCCCGCGGCCAUGGUGGACCCCGUGGGCUUCGCCGAGGCGUGGCGGGCUCAGUUCCCGGCCUCGGAGCCUCCCCGCAUGGAGCUGGGCUCGGUGAGCGCCAUCGACAGGGCUCCAGCGCGCCGGUUCCUGCAGACGCUGCUGGCCAAGGAGAGGAAGAGCUACGACCGGCGGCGCUGGGGCUGCCCCGGGGCCGAGCCCCCGGCCGAGCCCCCGGCCGCCGAGCGGGAGGGCCCCGGCAAGCCCCCGCGGACGCCCCCGGCCGCCGAGCGGGAGGGCCCCGGCAAGUCCCCGCGGACGCCCCCGGCCGCCGACGGCUCGCCCCGCGCGCGCUCCCGGGGCCAGCCGCCCAGCGUGGCCGCCCUGCGCUCCACCUUCGAGCGGGCCCGCGGCGGCCCCGGGCCCGGCGGCGGCGGCGGCGACGACAAGCCCUUCUACGUGAACGUGGAGUACCACCAGGAGCGCGGGCUGGUGAAGGUCAACGACAAGGAGGUCUCGGAGCGCAUCAGCUGCCUGGGCAGCCAGGCCAUGCAGCAGGAGCGCCGCAAGGGCCAGCCACCUGCCGGGGCCCCCGCCGCCCGCCCCGCCUGCUGGGAGCCCGCCGCCGCCGCCGGCGACUACGGAGACGCGGCUCAACCCCCGAGGAGGACUUCUCCUCGGGCCCCAGCCCCACGGCCGGGGGCCCUCGGGGCCCAAAGGCCGCUCGCCGUCCGACCUCGCGUCCCUGGACGGCAGCCCCAGCCCCAGGCCCAGAAGCGGCCCCGGCCGGGCCAGGUGGUGGUGGCCGAAGCCACCAUCGUGGGCGUCCGCAGGACGGGCCAGAUCUGGCCCGGGGACGACGGCGCGGCCGCCCGGGAGGGGGCCUUCCCCGGAGAACCAGACACGGCGUUUGGGACCCCGCCAGGCUACGCCUAUGACGCGGACCACGCAGAGGAGCAGCGGCGCCAGCAGGACCGGAUGCCCUUCAUCGACGACUCGCCCUCCUCCUCGCCGCGCCUCGGGGGCCAGAGCAGGGUCGGCCGCGAUGUGCUGACCUCGGGCACGAGCGAGCUGGACGUGGAGAAGGGCCUGGAGAUGAGAAGAUGGGUCCUGUCCGCCAUCUUGGACAGUGAAAAAACCUACCUGGGCCACCUGGAGGCCCUGCUGCUGCCCAUGAAGCCCCUCAAGGCCGCGGCCACCACGUCCCAGCCGGUGCUGACGGGCCAGCAGAUCGAGACCAUCUUCUUCAACGUCCCGGAGCUCUACGAGAUCCACAAGGAGUUCUACGACGGGCUGGGCCCCCGCGUGGAGCGCUGGAGCCAGCAGCAGCAGGUCGGGGACCUCUUCCAGAAGCUGGCCCGCCAGCUCGGGGUGUACCGGGCCUUCGUGGACAACUACGAGGCGGCCAUCGAGAUGGCGGACCGGUGCUGCCAGGCCAACGCCCAGUUUGCCGAGAUCUCGGAGAACCUGCGAGCCCGAAGCAUGAAGGACUCCAAAGAUCCGACGACCAAAAACUCUUUGGAAACUCUGCUUUACAAGCCCGUGGACCGCGUGACCCGCAGUACCCUGGUCCUUCACGACUUGCUGAAGCACACACCUUCCAGCCACCCCGACCACCCCCUGCUGCAGGACGCCCUGAGGAUCUCCCAGAACUUCCUGUCCAGCAUCAACGAGGAGAUCACGCCCCGGAGGCAGUCCAUGACAGUCAAGAAGGGCGAGGUGAGUGAGCGGGAGCGCCCCGUGCAAGGAAACACAGAGGAAGCCUGUGAGUGAGCCAGCGAAGUCUAUGGGGAGGAAGGGAGAGGGGGAGGGAGCCAGUGCUCGUGUGCAAGUGAGAAAGUGUGCAAGUGAGAAAGUGAGUGUGCAAUUGUACAUGUGCAUGAGGAACUGUGUGUGUGAGGAAGGGAGUGAGGAAAUAAGUCUGCAAGUGUACGUGUGCAUGAGGAAGUGUGUGUAUGAGGAAGGCAGUGAGGAAAUAAGUGUAUAAGUGCACAUGUACAUGAGGGAGUGAGCAAGUGAGAAAGUGAGUGUGAAAGUACACAUGUGCAUGAGAAAGUGAGAAAGUGAGUAUGAAGAGUAAGUGUGCAAUUCUACAUGUGCAUGAGGAAGUGUGUGUGUGAGGAAGGGAGUGAGGAAAUAAAUGUGCAAGUGCACAUGUGCAUGAGGAAAGGAGCAAGUGAGGAAGUAAAUGUGCAAGUGCACACGUGCAUGAGGAAGUGAGCGAGUGAGAAGUGUGUAAGUGCACACGUGUUUGAGAAGUGCACAUGAGCAAGUGAGGAACUAAGUGUGUAAGUGCACAUGUGCAUGAGGAAGUGAGCAAGUGAGGAAGUAAAUGUGCAAGUGCUCAUGUGCAUGAGGAAGCGAGUGAGAAAGUGAGUAAGAAAAUAAGUGUGAAAGGGCACAUGUGCAUGAGCAAGUGAGGAAGUAAGUGUGCAAGUGCACACGUGCAUGAGGAAGUGAGCGAGUGAGAAGUGUGUAAGUGCACAUGUGUAUGAGACGUGCAUAUGAGCAAGUGAGGAAGUAAAUGUGCAAGUGCUCAUGUGCAUGAGGAAGGAGGAGAAAGGAA
Messenger RNA from Sarcophilus harrisii (Tasmanian devil), 3140 nucleotides. It is a transcript of the gene BCR, whose product is annotated as BCR activator of RhoGEF and GTPase. Lineage: Eukaryota; Metazoa; Chordata; Mammalia; Dasyuromorphia; Dasyuridae. The record is from RefSeq and is a predicted model, not a curated record. Gene Ontology annotation, molecular function: protein serine/threonine kinase activity; guanyl-nucleotide exchange factor activity; GTPase activator activity. Gene Ontology annotation, biological process: intracellular signal transduction; protein phosphorylation; positive regulation of GTPase activity. The transcript has 10 exons. The coding region runs from base 608 to 2347 and encodes 579 amino acids. Gene Ontology annotation, cellular component: membrane.